Setaria italica (foxtail millet) is the source of this 1801-nucleotide messenger RNA. RefSeq names its product scarecrow-like protein 23. Gene Ontology annotation, molecular function: sequence-specific DNA binding; DNA-binding transcription factor activity. Gene Ontology annotation, biological process: bundle sheath cell fate specification; leaf development; regulation of DNA-templated transcription. The coding region runs from base 176 to 1549 and encodes 457 amino acids. Gene Ontology annotation, cellular component: nucleus. The record is from RefSeq and is a predicted model, not a curated record. Lineage: Eukaryota; Viridiplantae; Streptophyta; Magnoliopsida; Poales; Poaceae. The transcript has a single exon.
AGACCCGUUCGCGCUCCCCAGCCCAGUCAUCAUCGCUCGCGCCAGCGUUAUCAGUAGCCAGCACAGCAGUGAGCCGUCCCCUCCCCUCUCGCUCGCCUUGCCACGGGUGGUGACCGAGCGAGCGACUCGGCGGCCUUGCCCUGUUGCCCGAGACGAAUUAUUGGCCGGCGCCGCGAUGCUCCAGGGCGUGCUGUCCCGCGCGCCCGCCACCGACGCGGCGGCAGCGGCAGCGAUGAAGGCCAAGCGGGCUCCGGUGUCCCCCGACGAAAAGGGGGACGGGGAUGGGUGCCCCGCGCGGGGGAAGCGGCAGCAGCUGCUUGGGCUGGGCCCCGCCGCGGCGGCGGAGGAAGGGCCGGAGACGCGGGGGCUGCGGCUGCUCAGCCUCCUGCUGCGGUGCGCGGAGGCGGUGGCCAUGGACCAGCUGACGGAGGCGCGGGAGCUGCUCCCGGAAAUCGGCGAGCUGGCGUCGCCGUUCGGGUCGUCCCCGGAGCGCGUGGCGGCCUACUUCGGGGACGCGCUGUGCGCGCGCGUGCUCAGCUCCUACCUGGGCGCCUACUCGCCGCUGGCGCUCCGCCCGCUGGCGGCCGCGCAGAGCCGCCGCGUCGCGGGCGCGUUCCAGUCGUACAACGCGCUGUCGCCGCUCGUCAAGUUCUCGCACUUCACCGCCAACCAGGCCAUCCUGCAGGCGCUCGACGGCGAGGACCGCCUCCACGUGAUCGACCUCGACAUCAUGCAGGGCCUGCAGUGGCCCGGGCUCUUCCACAUCCUCGCCUCCCGCCCGCGCAAGCCGCGCUCGAUCCGGAUCACCGGGCUCGGCGCCUCGCUCGACGUGCUCGAGGCCACCGGCCGCCGCCUCGCCGACUUCGCCACCUCCCUCGGCCUGCCCUUCGAGUUCCACCCCAUCGAGGGGAAGAUCGGGCACGUCGCGGACGCCGCGGCCCUCCUCGGCCCGCGCCACCACCACCAGCAGCAGGACGAGGCCACCGUCGUGCACUGGAUGCACCACUGCCUUUACGACGUGACGGGGUCGGACGUGGGCACGGUGCGGCUGCUCAGGACCCUGCGCCCGAAGCUGAUCACCAUCGUGGAGCAGGACCUGGGCCACAGCGGCGACUUCCUGGGCCGGUUCGUGGAGGCGCUGCACUACUAUUCGGCGCUGUUCGACGCGCUGGGCGACGGCGCCGGCGCAGCCGAGGAGGAGGCCGCCGAGCGCCACGCCGUGGAGCGGCAGCUCCUGGGCGCGGAGAUACGGAACAUCGUGGCCGUGGGGGGACCCAAGCGGACAGGGGAGGUGCGCGUGGAGCGGUGGAGCGACGAGCUGCGGCGCGCCGGGUUCCGGCCGGUGUCCCUGGCCGGGAGCCCCGCCACGCAGGCCAGGCUGCUCCUCGGCAUGUACCCGUGGAAGGGGUACACGCUGGUGGAGGAGGACGCAUGCCUCAAGCUCGGCUGGAAGGACCUCUCCCUGCUCACCGCGUCGGCAUGGGAGCCGGCGGACGACGACACAGUCGCCGCCGCCCCCACGCCCCGCCACGGAAGCCAGGAGACGUGAUCGCAGGACAAGAUUUUGCAGCACCAGCUAGAUUGGAUUGGAUCGCCUCUGCUGCUAAUCUCGCAGCUCCCUCGUGGCCACUUUUGUUCUCUGUCUUUUCUCUUCUUGUGAGUAACUAUGUCUGUGAUAUAAAUCGUAUAGGAUUCGGCAUUCGUUCCCACACCAUGCUCAGAUCAACAUUCCAUUUCAGAUUUUUGUAAUGCUGCAGCUUCAGUUUCAGUCUGAAAUUUGUAAAAAAGAACACAUGCAUCA